UGGUCAUUGCGUGUUUCCGAAAGUCUGGCCGGUCGAUGGGGAUACAUUGGAAACUAACCGAGCUGUGGUCCAGAAUACGCGAUUUUUGUGAUUUGGAGCAAUGUGAACGGUCGAUUCAAUUCCAGCUGAAAACUACAUGCGAUUCACUCUUGAAACAAUGCCAGGACGCGAUUUCGCUGGAGGAAUCACAACGAGCCUGUGAAGAGACCGUAGCCACAGCAGAAGCGCUGUUGAUUUUAUCCGACGAAAAGCUGUCGUCGUACGUUUAUAAAGAGGUCCCGACGCAUUGGAGACAGCUCUAUACGGACUCUAUCUUGCUCAAAGUCAGCUCGAUCUUUGCGUGUGAAACGAACAUCUCAACAAAUGGCCGAAAUCCCAUCGAUUGGAUGGAAAUGAUCAGGUUGUUAGAUAUGGCUUUGAUCAUUUCUGGCGCGCCCGGACGAGGAAGACGCACCGUCAUCUUCUUUCUACUCGACUCGAUUCAAGCAAAUUGCAUCAAACCAUCUAAGGAAGCUCAAGACUCGGGUGAACGGCCCGAAAAAAGACGGAGAAAAACCUUGGAAGAUCGUCCACCGGGAGGAUCGAAUCCGGUCUCGAUCCCGCUUGUGAUGAACGCCAUCCCCGUGUUUACCGCGGCUCCAACUGUUGAAGAGUUCCAGAAAUCCAGCCACAGGUCACCAUUCGUGAUCAAAGGAUACUGCAAAGAUUGGAAGGCAUUGUCGACAAACCCUUGGAAAAGUAUCGACUACUUGAAAGCUGUCGCUGGUCCUGGUAGAGUAGUUCCAGUCGAAGUAGGAAAGACAUAUGCCGAGGAAGAUUGGAGCCAGACCAUCAUGGGAUGGGAAGAUUUCUUGAACAAAAUGCACGAGUGUAAUCCGGAUAAACUGGUCUACCUCGCUCAAUAUAAUCUGUUCAAUCAGUUCCCCAAGUUGAAAGACGACAUCCAACUUCCUGAAUACGUCUACUGUGAUCUUCCACCGGACGAUCGGCCGAAACCCGAUGUAGAGGAUGGGGUGAUUUUGAAUGUUUGGUUGGGUCCAGCUGGAACGGUCAGCCCGGCGCAUGUUGAUCCUUACUACAACUGCUAUGCUCAAGUGGUCGGCCGCAAGUACGUGUGGGUAGCAGCUCCAAAAUUUUCGACUGAGAUGUACCCCUUUGGUACUCCUACGAGCGACCAAGAAUCUGGUCGCCCAGAGGAAGUAAUUCAAGAUAGAAACACCCUGCAAGCAAACUAUAUGACCAACACUUCUCAAGUUGAUGUGUUCGGCUCGGUUGACCAGGAUCGGCUCGCAGAGUUCCGGGGCCGGUUUCCACAGUUCGUCGACAAGGUCAUGCCCGAGGCCCUCCAAAUAGUCCUCGAGGAAGGUGAUAUGCUGGUCAUGCCACCCGGAUGGUGGCAUAGCAUGAAAAGUCUGAAACCGUCCAUCAACCUCUCGAUGUGGUUUUAAUCGGUUCAAAGUGACCAUGAAUGUUUUAAUUCCGGGGUUAAUUGUAACAAUCCAAGAGAUAUUCAUCCCCCCUCAAGUUCAGCUUUGAACCCUUUUUUCCGGACCAGGAGUGCCAAGGCAUCUUAUCCCAAACUCCAUUGUUAUAACAGCAUACGAGUGGCUUACAAUCACCUUAGUAGUUUUCUUCCUGUGAUGAUAUACCCGAGCAGCACCCUUAUCAAUUCCAAAGAACCCAAGUAGCUUAUUUUUCUCCCUGCAUAGUUUUCCACUAGAACCCUACCAUUUUAGUCCGGCUUUCCUUUUGCUAGUAGGUCCCCUAUACUAGGAUCACUUCAACCUGUUCAUCUGAAAGAAUACCCUUGUUAUGUAUAAGUUUGAAACAUUUGACCAAUCAGUCCUCGCGCUGAUUUUUGUGCGCCUGGCUCUG
Molecule: messenger RNA, 1875 nt
Organism: Puccinia graminis f. sp. tritici CRL 75-36-700-3
Lineage: Eukaryota; Fungi; Basidiomycota; Pucciniomycetes; Pucciniales; Pucciniaceae
Exons: 4
Coding region: 36-1448 (470 amino acids)
Molecular function (GO): 2-oxoglutarate-dependent dioxygenase activity
Source: RefSeq, a predicted model, not a curated record